ACAUACAAACUGUAGGACCUGAUGGCCUGAUGGAGCGAAUUCAAAAUCAGCUGUUCGAUCAGUCACUUGGAUCAGAUUAGGUUAGAAUACGGUACGCGCACGUUGGCAUCGUUCUCCGACCGAAGUUUUAGCCCGAGACUCUGACAGUUAGACUCAGAUUUUAACCGAUAAUGCUAUCGAGGCGACUUACAUUCGUGCUCGGUAAGCAACUGUGCGAGCGUCCGUACUUUCCGGAUAACGCGCUCGCUCAGGCGGCGCGUGGCUACAGCGUGGAUCAUGAGAAACGACAGUACGAAUGGAGAGAGAAGGAGUUCGAUUCGGUGGUACCAAAAGCCGGGGACGACCCGGAGAAGCCCAAGACGUUUUUCUGGUUUCCCACGGCCGCGCCCAAGGCGACCGACUUCUCCUUGGGCAAUAUCGCGAAAUGGUACAAGCACGAGAAGGAGGCGUAUUCCAAGAGCGCCCAGGCGUUCGAUCCACAGAGGCACGAGAUAUUGGGCGCCGAUCUGGCCACCGCUCAUUUCCUCGUCCAUCGCGGCGGCCGGGUCAAGUUCAGGGGUAACGCUCACUGGACGGAACGGGACGACAAGGGUUCAUAUCGGUUACCUAACCACUACGAUAUGGACUACGUUCUUGAGGCGGCAGACGCCAAUGGGUUUGAUCUGUAUUACGAGGGCCUGAGUAACUUCUGCGGCCUCGUGAAGCUCAAGUGGCUCAGUCUCAAAGACUGUAAGAACAUCGACGAUUGGGGCUUGGACAAGAUCUCGGCCGAGUUGCCCGAAUUGGAAUACCUAGACAUCUCCGGCUGCGAGAAGAUCACCGAGAGGGGACUGGAAUCUCUGUACAGAAUGAUCAAUUUGAAGAAGCUGGUCGUAACGAAUCAUCACAAGUCCGUCGCGUUCGAGCUGACUUGCUUCAUGUUGGAGGACUGCAUGCCAGGAUUGGCUUGUGAAAUUCUUGUUCCUGAAGAAAAACCGAAAGACUAAUGCCUAUAAAACAUUAGGAAUAUAAUAGCUUAUAUGAUAUAUAAUUGUAAAGUAUAUUUAUCUUUAUUUACACAGUAUUUAAUUGUUAU
Messenger RNA from Temnothorax curvispinosus, 1075 nucleotides. Its product is annotated as distal membrane-arm assembly complex protein 2. The record is from RefSeq and is a predicted model, not a curated record. The transcript has a single exon. Lineage: Eukaryota; Metazoa; Arthropoda; Insecta; Hymenoptera; Formicidae. Bases 171 to 986 code for a protein of 271 amino acids.